This is a messenger RNA of Sordaria macrospora k-hell, 1461 nucleotides long. RefSeq lists its product as uncharacterized. NCBI's taxonomy places the organism in Eukaryota, Fungi, Ascomycota, Sordariomycetes, Sordariales, Sordariaceae. Gene Ontology annotation, cellular component: microtubule associated complex; nuclear envelope; kinetochore. Gene Ontology annotation, molecular function: microtubule plus-end binding; dynein complex binding. The record is from RefSeq and is a predicted model, not a curated record. Gene Ontology annotation, biological process: nuclear migration; vesicle transport along microtubule; establishment of mitotic spindle orientation.
AUGGCUCAAGCUCAGAUCGGCACUCCGUUGUUGACCACCCGGCAGGCUGAGGAGCUACACAAAUCCAUCCUAGCAUACCUCUCCUCCAAGAACCUCGCAAGUACCGCGGCUACUUUGCGAGAUGAACUUCCCGACCUUGCUGAAGUGACGUUUGACACGGAAAAGGCAAAGAAAUAUGAAGGGCUCCUAGAAAAGAAGUGGACGAGUGUUGUGAGGUUGCAGAAGAAGAUCCUUGACCUCGAAUCCCGCAACACUCUCCUCCAAUCCGAAAUUGACAACGCCACCCCCUCCUCCCUCUCACGCCGCACCCAAGAUCCCACAAACUGGCUCCCCAAAGCGCCCCCGCGCUACGUCCUCGAAUCUCACCGCCUCCCCGUAACCUGCGUCGCCUUCCACCCCGUCUUCACCUCCCUCGCCUCCGGCUCCGAAGACUACACCAUCAAGAUCUGGGACUGGGAGCUGGGCGAGCUAGAGCGGACCAUCAAGGGACACACCAAAGCGGUAUUAGACGUCGACUUUGGCGGGCCACGCGGCGGCACUCUCUUAGCGAGCUGCAGCUCGGAUCUAACAAUCAAGCUAUGGGAUCCCUCAGACGAGUACAAAAAUAUCCGCACCUUGCCGGGACACGACCACAUCGUUAGUUCCGUGCGGUUCAUACCCAGCGGAGCAGCCGGCGCUCCCGCCAGUGGAAACCUGCUUGUUAGUGCCAGCAAGGACAACUCGUUGAAAAUAUGGGAUGUCACGACGGGGUAUUGCGUCAAGACCAUCUUAGGACACGUGGACUGGCCGAGGGCAGUGUGUCCGAGCCAUGACGGCCGGUAUUUACUUUCGACAGGCAGCGAUAAAUCUGUAAGGCUAUGGGACCUCGCGGGUGGACGGGAUGCGGAGUGCAGGCUGGUCAUGUUUGGUCACGAGAACUAUAACCUCUGCUGCGCAUUCGCGCCGCCGACGGCGUACGCCUACCUGGCGAAGCUGGCUGGGCUGGACAGGCCGCCACCGCUGGGCGCGAGCGCCGAGUUUAUGGCUACGGGGUCGAGGGAUAAGCAGAUUCGGCUGUGGGACGGGAGAGGAAACUGUGUCAAGGUGUUGGUGGGACAUGAUAAUUGGGUCAGAGGGCUGGUGUUCCAUCCGGGCGGGAAGUAUCUGCUUUCAGUGGCGGAUGAUCGGACGAUGAGGUGUUGGGAUCUCAGCCAGGAGGGGAAGUGCGUGCAGACGCUGACGGGGGUAUAUGAAGGGUUUGUGAGCUGCAUUAGAUGGGCGCCGCCGGUGGUGAAGGAUGCGGAUGCCAUGGCGGCGAAUACAAAAAGCGGCGGUACUGGUCCGCUGGCGGAUACGGUAGUGGCGGCGAGGAGGAGGGCGGCUACGGUGGGAAGUGUGAAUGCGAGUGUGCAGAUUAGGUGUGUGGUUGCUACGGGGAGUGUGGAUGGGACGGAGGGUAAGGUUAGGAUAUUUGCUAAUUAG